AUGUCGCUUAAAUUACCUCAAGCCCCAAAUUCUGGGUUAUUUAAGCAAGGAUACCAAUCGCACACCAGUGCUGAUGGGGUAAUCAUAAAAAAUAUUGAAGCAGUUCGAGAAAUAUCAUCGAUUUUAUUGACAUCGAUGGGACCAAGUGGUAGAAAUAAAAUUAUCAUUAAUCAAUUAGGAAGGAUUUUUAUAACAAAUGAUGCUGCCACCAUGCUCAAUGAAUUAGAAAUUGUACAUCCUGCAGUGAAAAUUUUGAUUAUGGCGUCUAAGCAACAAGAGUUUGAGAUGGGUGACAAUACCAACCUAGUUAUCAUUUUGGCAGGGGAAUUUUUGAACAUUGCUGAAAAAUUACUCAAUUUAGGAUUGAAUGUGACUGAGAUCAUGCAAGGGUAUAAUUUGGCAAAUAAGUUUGUCAUGGAUACAUUAGAAUCGUUGGUUGUUAGUAACGUUGAGUCGAUUACUGAAACCAGCGAAUUAUUGAAGGUCAUCAAGCCUGUCAUUUCAGCUAAACAAUAUGGAAAUGAAGAUUUAAUUUCAAAGUUGGUCAUUGAUGCGGUAAAGAUUGUCAUAAACCCUAAGAAACCACAAAAUUUCAAUAUCGAUUCUAUCAGAGUGGUGAAGAUUAUGGGUUCCAGUUUAUCCAAUUCUGAAGUUGUGAAAGGUAUGGUUUUCCCAAGAGAACCAGAAGGACAUAUUAAAAACAUCAAAACCAAAUCGAAGGUUGUGGUAUUCACUUGUCCAAUUGAUAUUUCGACUACUGAAACCAAGGGUACCGUGUUGUUACAUAACGCUAAAGAAAUGUUAGACUUCAGUAAAGGUGAAGAACAACAAUUAGACCAAAUGUGUAAGGAGAUCUCAGAUUCUGGUGUUAAUGUUGUUGUAGCUGGUGCAAAUAUUGGUGAGUUAGCCUUACAUUAUUUCAAUAAGCACGGUAUUUUGGUUUUGAGAGUCCCAUCGAAAUUCGACUUAAGAAGAAUCUGUCAAGUAUGUGGUGCUACUCCUUUGCCAAGAUUAGGUGCUCCAAUGCCAGAUGAAAUGGGUAUUGUUGACGUGAUCGAGACUAAAGAAAUCGGUGGUGAUAGAGUUACAAUUUUCAGACAAGAUGAAUCUAUUUCAAGAACCUCUACUAUUAUUCUUAGAGGUGCUACCCAAAAUAGUCUUGAUGAUAUUGAAAGAGCUAUUGAUGAUGGUGUUAACGCAAUCAAGGGUUUAUUAAAGGAUAAUAGGUUAUUACCAGGUGCAGGUGCUAUUGAAAUUGAGUUGAUUAAAUUAAUUACUCAAUAUGGUGAAAAAACACCAGGUUUAUUGCAAUUAGCUAUUAAGCAUUACGCUAAGGCUUUUGAGGUUAUCCCAAGAGUCUUAGCUGAGACUUCGGGAUUAGAUUCCUCUGAAUUAUUAAGUAAAUUGUAUGCUGCUCAUGCCUUAGACGAUAACAAAGGUAUAAACUUCGGUAUUGAUAUUGAUAAUGAUUCAGAUGAUGGAUUAUUGGAUGUUAAAGAACAUGGUAUACUUGAUUUAUUAUCUGCUAAGAAGUCUGCCAUCGACUUGGCAACCGACGCAACAAAUACAAUCUUAUCUAUCGAUCAAAUUAUUAUGGCCAAGAGGGCCGGUGGUCCACAAAUGCCUAAACAACCAAGACCUGGUAAUUGGGAUCAAGCCGAUUAA
Debaryomyces hansenii CBS767 is the source of this 1665-nucleotide messenger RNA. It is a transcript of the gene CCT8, whose product is annotated as chaperonin-containing T-complex subunit. Gene Ontology annotation, biological process: protein folding. The record is from RefSeq and is a predicted model, not a curated record. The transcript has a single exon. Gene Ontology annotation, molecular function: ATP hydrolysis activity; ATP binding; ATP-dependent protein folding chaperone. NCBI's taxonomy places the organism in Eukaryota, Fungi, Ascomycota, Pichiomycetes, Serinales, Debaryomycetaceae. The coding region runs from base 1 to 1665 and encodes 554 amino acids. Gene Ontology annotation, cellular component: chaperonin-containing T-complex.